This is a messenger RNA of Orbilia oligospora ATCC 24927, 813 nucleotides long. RefSeq lists its product as uncharacterized. Gene Ontology annotation, cellular component: signal recognition particle, endoplasmic reticulum targeting. The coding region runs from base 1 to 813 and encodes 270 amino acids. Gene Ontology annotation, molecular function: 7S RNA binding. NCBI's taxonomy places the organism in Eukaryota, Fungi, Ascomycota, Orbiliomycetes, Orbiliales, Orbiliaceae. Gene Ontology annotation, biological process: SRP-dependent cotranslational protein targeting to membrane, signal sequence recognition; SRP-dependent cotranslational protein targeting to membrane. The transcript has a single exon. The record is from RefSeq and is a predicted model, not a curated record.
AUGGCCUCCAGUCGCCCUCGGAUAGAAGAAGUCGCUGAUGAAGAUGACAUCGAUAUCGACAACAUGGAUUUUGAUCCAGAGGACUACGAUCCUCGAGCUCCCAUAAUCCGUCCCGCGGACAUACCAUCUACAGCUUCCUCGGCGGCUGCUCUACGGCGACCUCCACCCCAACAGCCUCCGCCAUCGAGCCAACCCGAACUGGGAAUAACGUCUGGGUUCAACCAAACAAAAUAUAUCAACAAGUCCGAUAUGGAGGGAAAAUUCCGGAAAUACCAAUGCGUCUAUCCAAUCUACUUCGAUGCGGCCAAGUCUAAGGCAGAAGGUCGUCGCGUGGGCAAGAAGAAUGCCGUUCCCAAUCCCUUGGCGCGGGAAAUUGUGGCUUCCCUGAAUUCGCAAGGAUUUCAAACAAUAUUUGAGCCAACGAAAUCACACCCGAAGGACUGGGCGAAUCCUGGAAGAGUACGAGUGCUGUUGAAGGAGGACGGUGAACCGGUGCACCCCACAGUUAAGACGAAGAGGCAAAUGUUCGACCUGGUAGCUAAAUGGCUACAGGACCACCCGACUCUACCAGAAACCCCGUUGCUAUUACGAUUUCAUGGAAUGCCUCAUCCCGACAAACCUCCUCCAGCUCCAGCAGUGCCUAAAGGCUGGAAGAUCAACGAGAUAUUGCCAUUGCACUCCCCAGCGUUAUCCGGCGGUGGUGUUAGUGACAAUAUCUUUAAAGAAAUGAUGGGUGAAAUGGGUGGAGCAAUUGGCGAUAGAAGCGGGACCCCGCCACCAAAAGAGAAGAAAGAUAAGAAGAAAAAGAAGUAG